AUGUUACUGACUUUGUAUUUCCUAUUUCCGGUAGCCUCCUUAGUCUAUAUUUUAUUGAUUUCUUUAGAAAGGCUACACGCUACAAUAUAUCCUUUCAAGCACUGCCUUAUUGUAGGAAAGGUUUACUUUAGGAUUAUUGCCUUUAGUUGGUUUCUGGCUUUCCUUCUAGCCUUUGUGUUUGCUUUUCUUUUUUUGCGUUUGUCGUUUGUAUUCCCAUACGUAUAUGCAUCUUUCGCUUUCAUCACCCUUCUAAUUCUCGCCGUCUCUUAUGUUAGGAUUAUUCUAAACGUCAAGAAACAUCCUCACUCGGCACAGAAUUUUGGCUCGUUACUUUCGGAGGAGAGAAAGCUAUCGCUAACUUUAUUUAUAAUGACUGUGGCCUCGUUUCUGACCAUUCUUCCUGCCGUUUUUUGGGAUGCCACAAUUAACCACUUGUCACUAGAUCAAGUUUCAUCAACGAUAGAUGAUCGUAUCUCUUAUACUUUUGACGCAUUAUAUUUAUUCAGUCCUAUCUUGAACCCCCUUAUUUAUGCUAUAAGAAUGCAGGAGUUCAGGAAAGCAGCUGAGAAAAUUAUUUGUAAGAAAAAAUCAGAAUCCAUA
Messenger RNA from Porites evermanni, 600 nucleotides. The record is from the annotation of a GenBank genome assembly. NCBI's taxonomy places the organism in Eukaryota, Metazoa, Cnidaria, Anthozoa, Scleractinia, Poritidae.